Messenger RNA from Saccostrea cuccullata (small rock oyster), 799 nucleotides. RefSeq names its product fucolectin-like. Bases 263 to 760 code for a protein of 165 amino acids. Lineage: Eukaryota; Metazoa; Mollusca; Bivalvia; Ostreida; Ostreidae. The transcript has 2 exons. The record is from RefSeq and is a predicted model, not a curated record.
UUAAGAUGUAUUAUAGAGAUUUUAUUAUUAUUUUACAUAGUGCAUGCUGCACGUUUCGGUUUUAAGUUUUAGUACAUAUAUCUGGUUACAAGUCUCCCCUUACUGAUAAAUGCAAUAAAAAUAAUGCUCACACCUGUUACAUGUACGAUCACCCGUGCAUUUGUCAACAAUAACUAUUGUUGUGAAAAAAAUCACGACACUUAGUUACAAAAAAAGACAAACGCAAGGAAGAUCAUCCCUAGAUUUUUUUAACAAUAUCAUAAUGGUGAUUUGCUCUUUGCUAUCGGUCUUGUUUUUGGCUUUCAUCUGUGAUAUCCAAAACACGAUGGGUCACCGUCUUCCGCGUAAUUUAAAGAAUGUGGCGUAUGGUAAAUUCGCAAGACAGAGCUCAACUUAUCACCAUAUACCAGCGUCUUAUGCCGUCAAUGGUGUCUUCACGGACUUCACCCAUACGAAACUAGAAAAAAAUCCAUGGAUAAGAAUCGAUCUGGGAAGGAACUACACAGUUCAUGAAGUAGAAGUAUUUAACAGGAGAGAUUGUUGCCCUGAACGGCUUCAUGACGUAGAUAUACGUGUAGGCAAUGAUCUACACGCCAUGCAUCUAUGUGGCCACUUUACAGGACCCUCUACCAGAGGUGGGGAGCGGAUCGCAGUGUUUUGUCCGUACAACACAUUCGGUCGUUAUGUUGAGAUACAGAUUGUGGAGGGGUGGAACAACUACCUCUCCGUGGCGGAGGUUAUUGUCUGGGGACGUUUGUAAUUGUUUGUCUGAAAAAGGAAUAAAUGUCAAAGGAAUUUA